CAAAACUGUAACAACAAGACUCGAAACACUGGCGUUGCUGAUGAGGAAUAAUUCUUUUCUUAAUAAUGAAUUAAAUUAAGAUAUUCUAGUUCCAGCAGAAACGAGAACCCAAACGGUGAUGUUAUGCCUGAUGUAGAAGAAGGUUUACAGGUCCAGAAUGAACGAGCUUUGCGCUACCUUGGUAACGGAGUCUUCUGCCAGCUCUGUCCCUUGUACGCCCGUGAAGAAGUUGUUAAAAGGGGAACUGAAGAAUGAUAAAAGGCAGUCAUGUAGUAAAGAAGAUCUCCAGCUUCUUGCCCGACUAGAAAAACAAAAUAGACUUUUGGAAUCAGACUCAAAGUCAUUAAAUUCCUUGGUUCAGUCUCACUCCCGGAAACUAUCUGAUACCAGUAUAAUCUCUGCUCAGUCUUCCCAAGUUCAUCAAAGCAUAGCACUGGAAUGUGAACAACUUGAAGAAAAUGCCUGCUUAACUUGGAGGAAGAUAUUAAAUGAGUGGGAUAAUCAUACGAAGAAAAAUAAUCUAUUUAUUAAAGAACAUGUUAGAAAGGGAAUUCCCAGUCACCUUCGUGGGAUAGUCUGGCAGUUACUAUGUAAUUCACAAAAUGACGCUGCUAAGAAACAGUAUGCUGAAUAUAUCAUGAGCUCUUCUCCAUGCGAGAAAGUAAUUCAAAGAGACAUUGCACGUACUUACCCAGAACAUGAGUUUUUCAAAGAGAAAGAUGGGCCAGGUCAGACUGGUCUCUUCAAUGUGAUGAAAGCAUACUCAAUCCAUGAUAGUGAAGUGGGAUACUGUCAAGGGAGUGGCUUCAUUGUUGGUUUGCUUCAGCUGCAUAUGCCAGAAGAAGAAGCAUUUGCUGUCUUGCUGAGGCUAAUGGAAGACUACAGACUGCGAGAGAUGUACAAACCCAGCAUGGCAGAGCUUGGCCUAUGUAUGUACCAGCUAGAUGCUAUAGUACAGGAACAGAUUCCUGAAUUGCAUGUACACUUUCAGUCACAAAAUUUCCAUACGUCAAUGUAUGCCUCAUCCUGGUUUUUAACCCUUUUCACAGCUGCUCUUCCACUACAGAUAGCAUCAAGGGUAAUGGACCUGUUUCUUUCUGAGGGUAUGGAAAUGGUGUUUCGCAUUUCAGUUGCCAUUUUGCAGUUCUGCAAAGAAGACUUACUGCAGCUUGACAUGGAAGGAAUGCUUCGAUAUUUUCAGAAAGAGAUGCCCUCCAAGUGUGAGACAGAUCCAGACUACUUGGUCUCCAUGGCUCUUCAGGUCAAGUACAAUAGUAAAAAGAUGAAGAAGCUUGAGAAAGACUACACAACUUUAAAGGUGAAAGAACAUGAAGAACUCAUUGAAAUGAAGAAACUACGGACAGAGAAUAGACUGCUAAGGCAAAGAAUAGAAAAUCUAGAACAGGAAAGUGCAUCACUUGCAGAUCGGCUUGUUCAAGAUCAGGUUAGUCGAGCUCAAGAAGCUGAAGAUAAUUUUGCUAUCAAACGAGAACUGGCAGAACUUAGAGAUAGGAAAGAGACUGUUGAAAAAGAACUGAAGGUCGCUUGUCAGCAGAUCAGAACACUCAAUGAGGCUGGAUUACAACCUCCCUCCAUUGAUAGCUCUGUCGAUGAAUUGCUACAUUCGCUACAAGAUGAAAUGGUGGCUAUUAAGUUACAAGGAGCAGAGAAAGAUGAAGUAAUGCAGGACUUGCGGAGUCGAAUUCAAGAACUUGAGGAGGCCAAUAAACAACUUCGAGAAACCACUCCAGACAAGUCACUAGCCCAACUACAGGAAGAACUCAUUGCUGUGAAACUGAAAGAGGCAGAGGCUAAUCUCUCUAUGAAAGAACUCAGGCAGAAAGUAUCAGGCCUGCAAAUUGUUUGGAGGCAACACCUAAAUGAAGCAAACAUGGAUUCUUCUACAACAUCCAAGAAACAGGAGAAGUCAGCAAUUGUGCAGGUGCAGGAAGAUCUUAUCUCAGCCAAGUUACGAGAGGCUGAUGCUGUGGCAGAACUAAAGGAGCUCCGCCAGAAAGUUAUGGAACUAGAAGCUCAGAAUCAAGUGAACCUAAACCAAAUUAAACGGCAGACUGAAGAAAUGGAAAAACUUCAGAAGACAUUGGAAAAGACAGUGGAAAAAGAAAAAGAGCUACAUAAUCAGCUGAAAGAUGAAGAGAGAAAGUAUGGAAACUUAGAUUCUAAGAUCAAAGAGGAACAGAUGAUGACUAAAAUCAAAGAAGUGGAGCACACUCAGGUCAUUGCAGAAUUGAGACAGAAAAUUUCUUCUCUUGAGGUCAAGAAUCAAGAAUUAACGAUAGUUGGACAGUUACGACUUCGACCCGGUGCUGGGAAUAAUAUGGAUAAAAAAGAUCUACGAGAAUGCAUUUCUGAGCUGAAAGCAGAGAUCAUACGUCUGGAAACUUUGAACAAGAAGUUGACUUCUACUGUGGCCAUUCAAGCUUUACAAAGUCCAAGCAGUCCAACUGGCAGUCUUUCCAAGGACAGCUCUUUAACAAACCUGAGUUGUUUGUUAGAAAUGGCAAUAAGUCGAAGCAGUAGUUUUUGUGAUGAGUCACUAAGUGAACUUCUCCAACUUGGAGUAGAUCAGAGUCAAAAACUCAACAAAGAUCUACUAAAUAAAAACAGCAAGGUAAAUGGUGAGGCCAGCUAACUUCAAAAUACUUUUUUUUUAUUGUACAAGAUAUUCUUAUCAGUUCAAACAUCUAUUGUAAAACAGGUAUUUUCACUAAAUUUGUUGAAUUUUUUCUUUGAAUCAAAAUAUACAAAAUAACAAAAUAUUUUUUUUUGUUUAUAUGUUUUUUUUAUAUCCUGAAUUAUAUAUCCUACACUUCUGCUAGUAUAUAAUUUAAUUUGUAAUUUUCAGUUACAGUAGAUCAGUUUUAAUUCUUGUUCUGUUAGAAAUAUUGUGAAAUGUUUAAAAAAAAUCACUUAAGUCGUGAUAUAGUAGUAAUAUUAAAAGUUUCAUGCUGUUUUAUAGUAGAGUAGCUGCUUGCAUAUUUUUAGUGCUCCGUCCAUGGGAGAUCUUUGGUGGCAUGAUGUUAUAGUGUAAUGAAUAAAUAAAUAAAAAUAUUUGUUUAGGUGUAAUUUAGUGUUUACUUUUUGUCAGUUUAAAAGAGUUCCAUGUAUAUUUUGUUUUACUCUUCUAGUUAUAGCUGUUUGAAAUCUUAAUAUUGUUACUUAAAACUGCAACUAAAAAAAAUUUGAGUUUUUUUUUAUAAAAAAAUUGUGUGAUUUUAGGGUGCCAGAUAUACUUGCAACCAAAAGCAUUUAAGAUCAUUAUUGCUUCUACUAUCUCACAAAAGCAAAAUGCUUCUAUUUAUGGCUCAAUCAUUCCCAGCUGUAAUACCUAUAGGUAUGAAUAAAUUACAUGACUUAUCCACUGUCAGUACAGUAGUUUGGAUUUAAAGACUAUUAUUAAGGAAAGAAUGACAUGCAUUGCUAUUGAUUUUGGCUAUUAUUUUCUUAUUAUAUUGUAAAUUGCAAUUAAAAAUAAUACUUUAGGAAUGUAUAUUCACAUUUAUACUGUUUGUCACAAGAUCGUAAUGAAAGAAGUAAGAAAAGUGAAAUAAAUUUACAAAUUUUGCUUGUGUUUAACUUUUAGUGAGACAUACUUUGAAUAGAUAAAGAGGCUAGUAGUAGGAUAGGACUUGCUGUUUGAUAAGUAAUAUUAGAAUAUAAUAGAAAUAGUUGUGUUGUGAUUGUCAUUUCAUAUCUGUAUACCAUAUGUGUAUGUUUUGCCUGUUGCAUGAAAGUACCACAGGUAAUAGCCCGUACUCAUCCCUUCAUUUGUGUUUAACUCUUGCACAUUGAUAAGUGGAAUUGAUGAACUCAUAAUUUUUACAGUAUAACUUAAACUUUGGCUGAAGGAUGAGCUACAUGUGAUUAUCAUGUAAGAAUGUUGCAACAACUUGUGAACACGUUAUUUGAUUAUGGUGUUAACAGACACAACAACUUGUGAACACAUUAUUUGAUUAAGGUGUUAACAGAUGGUACAUGUUGCAGAGCACUAGAGAGUCCAGUAUAGGGUUUAUCUAACAUACACUUCCCUCCUCACCCAAAUUAAAAGCUGAGGUUAAUUCAUGAACUGCUUUUUGUCUAUUCAGCAUACACAGCCCUCCUUUCACAAAUAAAAAAACAAGAUUUUAACCUUUUGGUGAUUUUCCAUAAUCCUUUGUGACUUAAAGUGGGCCCCCUCUACCCUUGCCUGCAGUAAGCUAUACCUCCCCUUUCAGAAAAUCCUGAAAGAUGUGAAUGUAUAUAUGUCUGUGAUUUCUGAAAGUUUUAAUUUCAUAUGAUUUUUUUUCUUUUGUAAACUGUUUCAUAUAAUUUGAAAUACAUGCCACAUGUCCAAGGUAACUGCCAUCCAACAAUCGUUAUAAAAUAAGAAACUUUUAAGGUGUAAAAAGAAAAUGCACAAGUGAAUAUGUACAUUUUGAAACAUUCUUUGCUUAAUACAAUAAGCAUUUUUACACAUUAGAGACAAUCAAACUGUCACUAAAACUGCUUGUCAUGUAUAAUAAUUAGCUUGAUAUAUAAAGGUUAUGUUUCUUUCACAAGUAUUUUUUUUUAUUUAAGAGUUUAUGAAACCUGUGUUACAUUAUGUAUGUUUUCAUGUUAACACUGAACUGAAGAUGAUAUAUUUUUCAAUCUUAUUAAUGUGGAAAGUUAAGUUUUAUUGGGUAUUAUGAAAGUACACUUGAAUGUGUUAACACAUUUUUUUGCUCUUAACACCCAAUCUGCUAGUCAGGGAACAUUUAUGAUAAGUUGAUUCCCAAACAUAACUUUCCACUACUCUCAUUUUUAAGUUCUUAAUAGAGAUUGGAAUUCUAUGAAUGUAUCUUCCCAACAACAUGGCUAAAUGUGCACUUUCAAAGCUAUGAGGGAGUAAAACCCCUACUUCCCUCUUCAAAAUCCCACAUAAAAUGCAAUAGUGGCCACAUCUUUGAACAAUAUGAGAUCUGGUUCCUCAGAUCUAUACAGCUGCUUUCUACAUGGUUUUGCCAGUUCUGUUGAUAGAUAUGUCUGAAAAGUUACUAUGGCAUUGUCUAUGUUGUGGUGGUUUCUGCUCUGUAUCAAAGUUGGCAGUAGCACCAUCAUUGGCAUGGCACAUGAGAAAAUAUAGACAAAUCAGUGGUUUAGUCAAUCAUGGUACACCAACAUGACCACUUCUACUAUUUUGUGUGAGAGGAAUAUAGUCUGCAUCUUUGUGGCUGAAUAUUAUUGAGAGCUGAGUUGUUUGGGCAUUAAAGUGUUUUUGUUUUUUGAUCAACAGAUGGACCCCUUUAUUGGGGUACAUUUUUUUAGGGUUCUGACUUGAAUACCAGAAAUGUGAAACUACUCUGUAUUCCAACCAGUACCUUGAAUUUGGGCUUAUCGACUGGCAUAGAGGGUGUUAAAUAAGCUUCUCAUUAAAAUGAAAGGUGCUUAGAAUUAUUAGUGUAAGCAAAAUAAUGAAGAAUAUUAUAAUUAUUUCAGUAUGGUUAUAUUAACUUAUUACAGGCUGCUUCUAAAAUCUUUUACAUUUAGAAACAAUGUCUCUGCAUUGUAGCUUAUCUGCAUGUUUUUUGUUUUUAAUUGUCUUGGUCCAAAACCAUUCCUUGUUAUUGAGAACCUUUAAACUACAUACAUCUGCUCAAUAGUGAUAUGAUAAUUAAGUCCCAAAUACCCAAACUAUUUUCUGUAUUUAUUAUGUUAGUUACAGUCUCAUAAAGAAGUAUCAUGUACUUUAGUAAAUAGAAAAACCUAAAAUAAAGAGAAUUUUGUUGAAAGCA
This is a messenger RNA of Limulus polyphemus (Atlantic horseshoe crab), 5774 nucleotides long. RefSeq names its product ecotropic viral integration site 5 ortholog-like. The record is from RefSeq and is a predicted model, not a curated record. Bases 158 to 2653 code for a protein of 831 amino acids. Lineage: Eukaryota; Metazoa; Arthropoda; Merostomata; Xiphosura; Limulidae. The transcript is spliced from 18 exons.